AUGGCAUCUUAUCAGCAGCAGCAGCAGCAGCCAGAUCAAGGGGGACAAGAACAACAACUAGAAGGAGAUAUGGAAAGUGUUACGCGGUGGUCUUGGAAUCUAUUUCCUGCCAAUAGAAUUGAUGCGGCACGGAUGGUGGUACCACUUGGCUGUGUUUAUGCCCCUAUAGGAUUCCCAUGUACAGAAUUAUACUACAACCCUCUGAAGUGUGUCUGUGGAAGCAUCUUAAACCCGUAUUGUAUUCUUGACUAUCGGUCAAAGACGUGGGGUUGUCCUUUAUGUGGAACCAAAAAUGUAUUUCCUCAAGAAUAUGCUUAUAUGGAUGAACACAACUUACCAUCAGAACUUCUAAGAGGGAAUGAAGUUGUGGAAUAUGUUAGCGUUGUAAAACGUGACCCACCAACAUUUGCCUUUGUUAUAGAUACCUGUGUUGACACAGAAAGUGAACUUGAUGGACUAAAAGAAUUUGUAAUGAAUGCUCUUAGCAAUAUACCAGCAGAAGUUCGGGUAUGCCUUAUCACGUAUGGAACAACUAUACAAAUUCAUGAACUAAGUGGUGCAACAGAGUAUCCUCGUUCCUUGGUUCUGCGUGGAAGCCAAGAAGUUACGGUUGAAACUCUUAAAAAAGUUAUGGUAGAACCACAGCGUUUCGUUGGAACAUUCGCCAAUACUUCUCAAGUAUUAUUCUCUAUUAUUGACGAAAUCCAGCAGGAUGUAUGGCCUGUCCCAAAGUCUCAUCGUCCAUUGCGUUGUACAGGUGCUGCACUUUCUGCUGCAGCAAGUAUUCUUGAAAUUGUUUCUACUAAUGUUGGUUCAUGUAUUCUGGGUUUCAUAUCUGGUAUCUGUACUGAAGGACCUGGUAUUGUUGUGGAAACUUCUCGUGAAAAGAUCAUUCGUAGUCAUGCAGAUAUAAGAGAUAAUACCGAUGCUGCGCAUUUUUGGGAGUCUUCUUGUGCGUUUUAUGACUCUCUUAUGCGCCGGAUUGUUAAACAAGGACAUUCACUAAGUUGUUUCAUUGCCUCUCUCGAUCAAACAGGUGUGGCAGAAAUGAAACUGUGUAUUCAAGCUUCUGGUGGGGUUGUACUAAGUGAUGAAUCAUGGCGAAAAGAACCAUUUCGUCAAUCACUUAACCGUUUCUUUGAACGUAGGCAAGAUGGUACGUUGAAGAUGGCCCUAAAUGUUACCAUGGAUGUUAUGACAUCUUCAACGUGGAAAGUUAUGGGAGUUAUUGGACUUUGUGUUGGAACAGGUAAAAAAUCAUCCUCUGUAGCCGAUUAUGAAGUAGGGAUGGGAGGUACAUGUCAAUGGACAGCAUGUAUGAUGGACUCUACAACUAACUUUGCCAUUUAUUUUGAUACAACUGCUGCCCCACCGUCAGAGGCGGCAAAGCAGCCUCUUCGAUAUGCACAGUUUAUCACCAAGUAUGAAAUUGGUAAUGAGUUACGAACCCGGGUGUGUACUGUAACUCAUAAGGUACAACCGACUACAAGUAUGCCUGAGCUAGCAUCAUCCUUCGAUCAAGAAGCAGCUGCAGUAUUACUUGCACGUGAAGCCUUACACAAGGCUGAUAGUACCCCUUUGUUUGAUGUGCUUCGUUGGCUAGACCGUACAGUUGUACGCCUUGUGAGUCGCUUUGGUGACUACCUUAAAGAUCAACCUUCUACACUUAAAUUACCACCACAGUUUGUUUUUUUCCCUGCAUUUAUGUACCAUUUACGACGAUCAGGUUAUCUUCAGGUAUUUAAUUGCAGUCCAGAUGAAACGGCGAUAUUGCGUAUGAUGUUACUUAAAUCUUCUGUCCCAAAUUCUAUUGUACAAAUUCAACCCACGUUAUAUAGCUAUCGCAUGGAUGCUCCACCGCAACCUGUUCUACUGGACAGUGCAGCUAUUCAGCCGGAUAAUAUUCUUCUUCUUGAUACAUUUUUUGAAGUACUUAUUCAUCUUGGCUCAACUAUUGCAGCAUGGCGAAAAGCAGGAUACGCAGAACUGGAAGAAUACUCCUACUUUAAAGAAUUUUUACAAGUCCCUGUGGCAGAUGCGGAAAUACUUGUAGCAGGUAGGUACCCAACACCUAGGUUUAUUUACGUCUCUCAGGAUGAUCCUGACGCUCGUAUUCUUUAUAAUAGAAUCAAUCCAAGUCGUUCGUAUGGACAAGAAAAUGAUCAAAAAUAUGGUACAAAAGAAGGUGAACUAGUCUAUACCGAUGAUGCUUCGCUUGGGGAGUUCAUGGAGCACUUGAAAAAACUCGCGGUGUCACAGUGA
Molecule: messenger RNA, 2262 nt
Organism: Trypanosoma theileri
Lineage: Eukaryota; Euglenozoa; Kinetoplastea; Trypanosomatida; Trypanosomatidae
Product: putative protein transport protein Sec23A
Exons: 1
Coding region: 1-2262 (753 amino acids)
Biological process (GO): endoplasmic reticulum to Golgi vesicle-mediated transport; intracellular protein transport; COPII-coated vesicle cargo loading
Cellular component (GO): COPII vesicle coat; endoplasmic reticulum exit site
Molecular function (GO): zinc ion binding; GTPase activator activity
Source: RefSeq, a predicted model, not a curated record